AGAUCUAUGGAUUUAUCUUACAGAUCAUCAAAAGAUGUGCUAUUCUGCACUGGUGCUGGCAAUGAUAUUCUCUAUGGGAGAGCCGCUGCCAUAUCAUCACUACGAACACCUUAACUCACAGUUUGUCCAGUUCUUGUUGGAGGUGAUCGAGGAUGGACUGCCCUCGGACACAACAGAUCAGCUGCCUGACUUAUUUGUUAAUGUUCUGCUGGCCUUCAAUCUCCACAUUCCUGGUGUGUGUGAUGCCCUCUCCUGGACUCCCAGGGCUUUGAUAAUAGUCCCAGAGCACAAUGUGAUCAUGACUACGAUAAGCAAGCACUCCAAUGUCAAGACUUUCACAGAAAAGCUGCUGCUACUGCUGAACAGGGGAGAUGAUCCUGUCUGCAUCUUUAAGCACCAGCCCCAGCCACCACACUCAGUGCUGAAGUUCCUCCAGGACAUCUUUGCCGGCAAGGACACGGCCCGCAUCUUCUAUCACACAGACAUGAUGGUGAUGAUUGACAUCACGGUGCGGCAGAUUGCAGACCUCUCCCCGGGAGACAAGCUGCGGAUGGAGUAUCUGUCUCUAAUGCACGCAAUCAUCCGCUCCACACCCUAUCUGCAGCAUCAGCACCGCCUCUUGGACCUCCAGGGGAUCCUGCAGCGCAUCCUGGCUGAGGAGGAGGAGGGGCAGCAGUGCCAGAUGGACAAGAUGAUCAUCUGGGAGAUAUAUAAGGAGUUCCCAGAGAUCGCUUCUGGCACUAGCUAACCGGACCUCGCACUGGACUGAGAGACCCACUUGGAUCGUAAACAUCUCUUGUUGACACUUCCUCCCCAUCCCUGUCCAGUACAGCUCAUACCUUGUUAUUCCUUCAGGUGAGGCCUAGGGUUCAGAUAAUGCCAAAGGGCCUUUUAGAAGUGUCAGCAGUGCAGGACCCCAGUGGAAAGCGCCCCCCUGAGUUCUGCCUCCCCCGGGAGAGCUCUGACACUGAGUGGAAAGCGGAUUGGCACAAGGGUGCAGAUUCGUUACCGGGCCUGGGAUAGGAGGGUGUUGGUUACCUGUCUGAGUGUAGACAGCAGGGGCUUAUCAGGCUGGAUGGCCUUGUGUGUUCAGCUCUGCUGGUGUUUGAGGUCCCAAAGCAAGAGGCCUUUGCCUUAGCCUACCCCUUCUCCAUAUGCAUCUCUCCCUGCAGUUACCCAGGUGAGUCCGCCAGUGCUUGGAAGAAGCUUCUGUAACAUCUGUUUUGUUUGCUGCUAGUGCAAAAGUGCCACAGGCCUGGCAAGGGAGGCACUAACUGGAUCUCCAGUACAGUGUCUGGGGAGCCAUACCUGCCUGACCCCAGGCUUCAUUCUAGGUUGCAGCCUGCCAGCCUGGCUGGGGUCUCCCCCGACAGCUGCUUGCUCUGGUUUGCUUCCAUCGUGCUGCUUAGGUUUGAAUCCCAUGUGCACUGUGCUGGCACAGAAGUAAUGGUUGUUGCAGUGAUGUUGUUCCCAGAAGCCUCUGGCCUCAACAUGGGUCUGAGGCAUGUCCUGCUUGGUGACAGCUGUAGCCUGCCUCCUGCUGUCUGCCCAGUUAUUUCCUCUGGUGUGUAGCUGGGGGCAGGGAGUGCUGCCUUUAACGCCUGUGGAUUCCUUGCCUUGAGCUUAGUAGUGGUUGGCUCUGCCUUGCCGUAUCCCCUCUCCCUGUGACAGGGUGCUUGAGCCUGGCAUUGUUGCUCUGUGAAGUGCGCGUGUGGAGACCCCUUCAGUUCGAUUUCUUCUAGGGACCUAGCAAAAAUUCCUGUCACAGAUGUGGUCCCCAACUGACUCGGGUCUGUUGAGCAUGGCACUCUGCCCAUGCUGUAUGAACCAUUGCUCUGUCACUAACCAGAGGACCCUCUUCUGGAGCUUGGCAGCGCUCUGCAUAGAAGCCAUUAGAACUGGAUAUGCUUUAAACAACAGGUUGUUAAAGCAUAACUAAAGCCACGGGCCAUGGGUGUGAAGCCCUGGGAAGGGCACUGGUUGUAAAGCUCAAAGAGUGGGAGUGGGAUGGGAGGUGGUUGUUGGCCUUCCCACGGUGAACAAACAGCCCCGUGAGAAACCUCUGUUCCCCUGUACAAAUGUAUGAUUGUCAAAGCAACCUGUAUUUUCUUAAACACUAAAGUGACUGUAACUCGCAAAGGAAUAAACGUCUUAACUGUG
Alligator sinensis (Chinese alligator) is the source of this 2160-nucleotide messenger RNA. Its product is annotated as NCK-interacting protein with SH3 domain-like. Lineage: Eukaryota; Metazoa; Chordata; Crocodylia; Alligatoridae. Gene Ontology annotation, molecular function: Arp2/3 complex binding. The transcript is spliced from 6 exons. The record is from RefSeq and is a predicted model, not a curated record. Gene Ontology annotation, biological process: endocytosis. The coding region runs from base 35 to 748 and encodes 237 amino acids.